GGAGCUCUGUAUUCUGAACUGUGUACAUCAUCAAAACAUAUACGGAUUCAAAGCAUUUGAACAUCUGAUGCAUUGUAAGACAACUUUCAGUUUAUUUGAAUGAAGUUUCUCAUUAAAUCAAGAUGGCUUUUAUAAACAGUAAUUCAUUCCUCUUCUGUGAUAAAACAGAAACGGAUGUUUGUAGUACAUGUGAUUCUGGAUUUGACAUGGAAAGAGAACAGUUCAUGGCUGAGGAUGAGGAAAAUAUUUCGGACAAGCUAAAAGAAAAAACAGAUAUAUGUGAAGAUUUGGAAGAAAAAUGUGAUUCUGGAUUCAUUGAGAGUUUCAGUGCAAAAUGCACAACCGAUUCUGAAACAUUUACAAAACAAAAUACCAUUUCCAGGCAUUGUUUAGGAACAACCGAUCUUUGGAAUUUCAGGAAUACUGACCAAGACACAUAUCUGAACAUCUGUAUCAUCCAUAGUGCAGAAUCCUUGGCACUUUUAAUCAUCAGCCAGUCAAACCCAGACUUCCUAAACCUGCGUAACAACUUGUUUGAGACUCCAUUACAUUUGGCUGUAUACCUACAACAAAAAAACAUUGUACGUGCCCUGGUGCUGAAAGGAACUGACACUAACGCACAGGAUAGGAAUGGAAACACUGCCUGCCAUCUUGCUUGUCAUUAUGGAUACAUGGACUGCUUACAAGCUCUUACAUGUCCUCCCACUGAAGAAGAAAAGAAACUGUUUAGCACUGACAACUCCAUUACACUACACUCUCAAAAGAUGGACAUACACAACUGGCAAGGUGUGACCUGUUUCCACGUGGCUGCCAUUCAGAAACAUUUUGAUGUGAUGGACUACUUAUUAACAGUAGACACAAACAUCAACAUUCAAAAAUUGAAUAAAUGGUACAGAAAUGUUGUCAAUGAUUAUAUUUUUGUGACACUUGAUGUGGAAUCAUUAUUUACAGUUAUACUCAUUGAUUAUGGUGUGGAAGCACUCCCAAAUUAUAGUAAAGAUGUAAAUCCAGAUGAUGUAGCAGAAAAAGAUGCAAACCCAAAUGACGUAGCAAAAAUUUUGGCAGAUUUAAAGCUAGGUCAACAAGGAAAAAAGAUCAAGCAGGGGGCUUGA
Messenger RNA from Protopterus annectens (West African lungfish), 1112 nucleotides. RefSeq names its product nuclear factor NF-kappa-B p105 subunit-like. The coding region runs from base 123 to 1112 and encodes 329 amino acids. NCBI's taxonomy places the organism in Eukaryota, Metazoa, Chordata, Ceratodontiformes, Protopteridae. Gene Ontology annotation, molecular function: protein binding. The record is from RefSeq and is a predicted model, not a curated record. The transcript is spliced from 6 exons.